AUGUGGCCCAGCAUGCUUCACCAGCCCCAGCUGUUUUUCGCGCCCGGAACUCUGAUCCAACUAACAUCCGCCGCCUCGGUGCAAAUUCUCAGCAGCUUGAACAACAUGGGCCAACCCCCUGGGGGAGCGCUCGAUGCGCUGAACCCCAUUGCUCUGCACAGUGAGGGCGCCAUGUCCUCACAAAAGUGCCUGAGCCCGCGCUCGUACAAUAGCUUCCGCCAGGUUCUGCAUACGCUAGGGAGGGCGGCCAAGUGCAUUGGGCUGGGCCCCACUUUGAGGAAGACGGCACACAGCAGGCUGCACCUUUCCAAAUCAGCACGCUGUCAAGGGCAGAGCGGGCGUGGAGUACCGCUUAGAAGACCAGCCUGCAUUCAAGGUGCCUUUUCCCAGACUCCUCUCCAAUCAGACACCAUGCCUGGCCGCAUGCGCCAACCCGGGGAGUUCUGCUGGGUAAACAUGCUGACCCCCGACCCCCCCAAAGCGCGCGCCUUCUUCUCCGACCUGCUCGGGUGGACCUACGACGAGUUGCCUCACAGCAUGGGGCACAUCAUUGUAGCGGGGGGGCAGAAGAUCGGGGGCCUCUUUGACAGCGCCCCGGGCCCGAACAACCCGUCCGGGUCCUCGCCGCAGAUCGGUGUCAUGGUGAGGGCCGUGAGCACCGAUGACGUCAGCAAGCGCGUCGCCGAGCUCGGCGGGACGGUGUCGAAGCCGCCGUUCGACGUGAUGGAGAACGGGCGGAUGUCGUGCUGCGUCGACCCGACCGGGGGGCGGUUCGACCUGUGGCAGCCCAAGAAGCAGCCGCUCGACGAGGUCGACGGCACGGCGCACGGCGCCGCGAGCUGGUUCGAGCUGCUCACGGAUGACGUCGGCAAGGCGGUCGGCUUCUACACGGCGCUGUUCGGGUGGAGCGCGGAGGCGAAGUCGAUGCCGGGGGGGUUCGAGUACACCAUCUGUAAGUUGGGGGGGGAACAGGUGGCGGGGGUCAUGCCGAUCCUGCAGCACAUGCAGGGUGUGAAGCCGCACUGGGCGGUGUAUUUCGCGGUGACGGACGUGUUUGCGGCAGAGAAGAAGGCGGUGGAGCUGGGGGGAAAAGUAAUGAUGCCUGUUAUGGAGGUCGAGGGGGUGGGCCACAUGGGGGGAAUCGAGUCGCCGCAGGGGGUCAUGUUCUAUAUUAUCCAGUAUGCCAGCUAGGAGAUUAAGCUUUACUUGUGUACCGUUGAUUUCGGAGAGUGUAUUUUGGAGGUUGGUGAUUUGGUACUCGAGCUUUUGCUUUUGGUACUGGAGAGUGAUGUGAGUGGGACUGGGGCUGCGGACUGCUUAGAGCGUUGUGUGGUUUGUUGGCCGAAGAGGUCAUAUCGUUUCUAUAGGCCUACGUAGGAUUGAUACUGCAUAUACUGUAAACUCGUUCACGCUUGAGCCGACCACUGAACGUGUAUAUUUACGUGUUUUGACUGUGAGACUCUAAUAAUCCGGGAACGCAUCGUUUUCUCCAAAG
Klebsormidium nitens is the source of this 1495-nucleotide messenger RNA. Lineage: Eukaryota; Viridiplantae; Streptophyta; Klebsormidiophyceae; Klebsormidiales; Klebsormidiaceae. The record is from the annotation of a GenBank genome assembly.